AUGGAAGAUGGGGCAAUGAGAAAAGCACUUCUCUAUGCCACCAUCUUUGGGAACGUGACAACCAUUUUCCAACAAAUGUACGCCAACACUAACAGGUACCAUGAGAUGCUCAAUAGCGUUCGGGACUUCCUGAAACUCUACCAGGUGCCGAAAGGAUUGAGUGAACGAGUCAUGGAUUAUAUCGUGUCUACCUGGUCCAUGUCCAGAGGCAUUGACACAGAGAAGGUCCUGCAGAUAUGCCCGAAGGACAUGAGAGCUGACAUCUGCGUGCACCUGAACCGCAAGGUAUUCAAGGAGCACCCGGCCUUCCGGCUGGCCAGCGAUGGCUGCCUGCGGGCACUGGCCAUGGAGUUCCAGACAGUGCACUGUGCCCCGGGGGACCUCAUCUACCAUGCAGGAGAGAGUGUUGACAGCCUCUGCUUUGUGGUCUCUGGCUCCCUGGAGGUGAUCCAGGAUGAUGAGGUGGUAGCUAUCCUAG
Messenger RNA from Galeopterus variegatus (Sunda flying lemur), 478 nucleotides. Its product is annotated as potassium voltage-gated channel subfamily H member 1-like. The annotation marks the transcript as partial. Lineage: Eukaryota; Metazoa; Chordata; Mammalia; Dermoptera; Cynocephalidae. The record is from RefSeq and is a predicted model, not a curated record. Gene Ontology annotation, molecular function: delayed rectifier potassium channel activity. Gene Ontology annotation, biological process: regulation of membrane potential; potassium ion transmembrane transport. The transcript is spliced from 3 exons.